AUGUCCGCGGAAAUUCCUCAGGAACCGACAGAUACUGCCGCAGAUGAGCCUAAGGUAUUCCAAAACGUCGAAGACGAUGCCAACGUCGAGGACGAUCAGGGCGACCACCUCUCUGAUAUCAAAGGCGAUCUAGUCGAUGAAGUUGACAACAAGGAUUCACCAGGAGAGAACAGCGAGUCCGGCGAAAACAAAGAUGAACGAAAACCGCUCAGUUUAUACCCAGAAGGGCUCAGUCCAAAUCUCUUCUCGCAUACGCUCUUCAAUCCUUCCUUCACGCUGCCGUAUUUAUCGAGUUUAUAUAAUGGAGGACUUCCAGGUGCCACGCCAGAGCUCGGCAAAGAAGGACUUAUGCCCGGCCUUAACCCUUUCCAGUCUUCAAUCAACCCUUGGGCCAGCUACCAAGGUCUUGGCGGUCUUCGCUACCCAUUCCCUGGCCUUCGACCUCCCGGGCUGCAAGGCGCCUUUGGUCACUUCCAGAAUCCAGCUGCUCAGAACCUAAACAAAGAAAGAGAACAAAUCGUCAAACAAGAAGCAAAACCAAAGUCGAAAAAACCUCACAUCAAAAAACCACUCAACGCGUUUAUGCUGUAUAUGAAAGAACAGAGAGCCAAAGUCGUUUCGGAAUGUACGCUGAAAGAAUCAGCUGCUAUCAACCAGAUCCUCGGCCGAAAGUGGCAUGCGCUGAACAAAGAAGAGCAGCAAAAGUAUUAUGAGAUGGCGCGUAAGGAGCGCGAGAAGCACAUGGUCAUGUAUCCCGGUUGGUCGGCGCGUGACAAUUAUGGAAAGCGUAAAAAGAACAAGGACCAGCCAGGCAACGCGCAUAUGGAAGAAAAGCGGCGUAAAAGCCAAAGCUCGGGCAGCUCGUCCCAUCAGCAUUCCGUCGAUAACGGGUAA
Oikopleura dioica is the source of this 894-nucleotide messenger RNA. Lineage: Eukaryota; Metazoa; Chordata; Appendicularia; Copelata; Oikopleuridae. The record is from the annotation of a GenBank genome assembly.